UGCGCAGGCAGUAGCGGCCCGGCGGGAGGAGCUCGGGGAAGCGGCCCCUCUGCUGGCGGCGCCCGCCCUCCCGGCGCUCCGCGCCCCCCGGGAGACGGAAGUCAGAUGAAUUCAAAAGAGCGCUAAGGUGUGGUGGAGAACAAAGAAGCUGCAGUUGCUUUCCUGUUCAUUAGUUGGACAGGGCAUUAAGAUGUCCGUGGACAUGAACAGCCAGGGCUCUGACAGCAAUGAAGAGGAUUAUGACCCAAACUGUGAGGAGGAAGAAGAGGAUGAGGAUCCUGGGGAUAUUGAGGAUUAUUAUGUUGGGGUCGCUAGUGAUGUGGAGCAGCAGGGAGCAGAUGCCUUUGACCCAGAGGAAUAUCAGUUCACCUGCCUGACUUACAGGGAGUCGGAGAGCACUCUGAACGAGCGAAUGGCUAGCUUGGCCUCCACGUUAAAGGUCUGUCUGGAUCAUCAACCUAUCUUGAUGGGUGGCCGCACCUCACCAAAGCUUAAUGUCAUGGGUGGACUUUGCCAGUGUACGUUUCAGUCCCGCAUCCAGAUCGUUGAUGUAGAUGUUGAAAAGCACCGGUCCAAGUACCGAACCCUGGGAGACCCCACUGACAACUUCUGCCAGGUGUCUCAUGCAGUUGCAAAGCUUGUGCUAGUCAACUUCCACUGGCAGAUCUCGGAGAUCCUGGAAAGGCACAAGUCCAAUUCAGCCCAGUUGCUAGUGGAGGCACGAGUUCAGCCCACCUCAUCCAAACAUGCAAUGGUACAUUCCUCCCACCACUGUGCAGUGUGCAUGCAGUUUGUGCGCAAGGAGAACUUGCUCUCUCUGGCCUGUCAGCAUCAGUUCUGCCGCAGCUGCUGGGAGCAGCACUGUACAGUGCUUGUCAAGGAUGGCGUCGGAGUUGGGGUCUCCUGCAUGGCCCAGGACUGCCCGCUUCGAACACCAGAGGACUUCGUGUUUCCAUUGCUGCCUAGCGAGGAGCUUAAAGACAAGUACAGGCGCUACCUCUUCAGGGACUAUGUGGAGAGCCAUUACCAGCUGCAGCUGUGUCCCGGUGCCGACUGCCCCAUGGUCAUCCAAGUGCAGGAGCCCAAAGCCCGGCGAGUGCAGUGCAACCGAUGCAACGAGGUCUUCUGCUUCAAGUGUCGGCAGAUGUACCAUGCCCCUACAGACUGCGCCACCAUCCGGAAGUGGCUCACCAAGUGUGCGGACGACUCUGAAACUGCCAACUAUAUCAGUGCUCACACUAAAGAUUGUCCCAAGUGCAAUAUCUGUAUUGAAAAGAAUGGAGGCUGCAAUCACAUGCAAUGCUCCAAGUGCAAGCAUGACUUCUGCUGGAUGUGUCUGGGAGACUGGAAGACGCAUGGCAGCGAGUACUACGAAUGCAGUCGGUACAAAGAGAAUCCUGAUAUUGUAAACCAGAGUCAGCAAGCACAGGCCAGGGAGGCCCUUAAGAAGUACUUGUUCUAUUUUGAGAGGUGGGAGAACCACAAUAAAAGCCUGCAGCUAGAGGCACAGACAUACCAGCGCAUCCAGGAGAAGAUCCAGGAGAGGGUGAUGAACAACCUGGGAACGUGGAUAGACUGGCAGUACCUGCAGAACGCUGCCAAGCUGCUUGCAAAGUGUCGCUACACCCUGCAGUACACUUAUCCAUAUGCUUAUUACAUGGAGUCUGGCCCCAGGAAGAAGCUGUUUGAGUACCAGCAGGCGCAGCUGGAGGCAGAAAUUGAAAACCUCUCGUGGAAGGUGGAGCGAGCAGACAGCUAUGACCGAGGCGACUUGGAGAAUCAGAUGCACAUAGCAGAGCAGAGGAGGAGGACCCUGCUGAAAGACUUCCACGACACGUAAGGUGGGAGCAGAUGGCAGAGUGCAGGGGUGAGAGCGGCAAGCAACAUGACGGCGGCUUCCUCGUGAGACACGGGCACCGCCCCUGGGAAAACACAGCCAAGGACAGACCCACCCCGGCCCCUUGCAAAACAGACACGCAAACACCACCUCUUAGUCCGUUCCUGUUCUUAUCUCUGCGUUUUGUUUCUGCCAGGCUAGAGGGCAGAGGUCAGAAUGGCAUAGUUCACAGGACACUUUCCUCCCGCCCUGGUUGGUUUUGGAGGGAGGGAGUUUUUUCUGAAUGGCUGUUAAUAGUAUUAGAUCAUUACAACUUAUGUAAUUUUCAACGGUUGUACAAUUAUACAAACAAAGCUUAGAAUAACACACAACCCUUUUUAAAAAUAAAUUGGCAGUGGAGUGUU
Messenger RNA from Alligator mississippiensis (American alligator), 2241 nucleotides. RefSeq names its product ariadne RBR E3 ubiquitin protein ligase 2 (gene ARIH2). Gene Ontology annotation, cellular component: cytoplasm; ubiquitin ligase complex. Gene Ontology annotation, biological process: positive regulation of proteasomal ubiquitin-dependent protein catabolic process; ubiquitin-dependent protein catabolic process; protein polyubiquitination. Gene Ontology annotation, molecular function: ubiquitin conjugating enzyme binding; ubiquitin protein ligase activity; zinc ion binding. The record is from RefSeq and is a predicted model, not a curated record. The coding region runs from base 191 to 1840 and encodes 549 amino acids. Lineage: Eukaryota; Metazoa; Chordata; Crocodylia; Alligatoridae. The transcript is spliced from 16 exons.